GCUGGAGACUGACGUUGUUGUGGACGCCAUGUUAGCCGCUUGAGGGGCGAGAUACCGGAACGCAAACGGGAGGGACGGCUGCGGCGAGACGCUCGUCUUCAUCCGGCAAUGUUUCCCAUCUAGCCGAGCAGGAGUGAUACGAAGCAGGAAGAGGGCCUGAACUGUACAACGGAAAGUGACCGCACCGAGCAGCAGUUUUCCGCCUUCAGAGAGUCGCUUCCAGUCAAAGUUAGGAGGGUUAGUCCCCUCGGCACAUCUAGCCGCUAAACCCAGGAUCUACCCCAGCAUCGUUGAUUUUAGCUGGACUGGAAAUAUGGCUUGCGGGGCUACUUUGAAAAGGACUGUGGAUUUCGAUCCGUUAAUGAGCCCGGCGUCACCCAAGCGGAGGCGUUGUGCCCCGCUGUCUCAGUCCAGCUCGUCCCCGCAGAAAUACCUUCGCAUGGAGCCGUCACCUUUCGGCGAGGCGUCGGCCAGACCCAGCACAGAGCAAAUCCUGUACAGCAUAAAACAAGAAUAUAAACGCAUGCAGAAGAGGCGUCAUGUGGAGAACAGCUUUCAGCAGACGGAUGCCUGUUGCUCCCCAGAUUCUCCUCCGCUCCCCUCCGUCCUGAGUGGACCCACGCUGCCAGGGCUUAACCUUUUGAAAAAAAUCUCUCAAGGUACAUUGGCUGGGGCAUCAUCACCAACUAGGAAAGAGCAGCCUUUAUUUACAUUAAGACAAGUAGGAAUGAUCUGCGAACGUCUGUUGAAUGAACGUGAAGACAAGGUCCGAGAGGAGUAUGAGGAGAUACUGACCUCAAAGCUAGCAGAACAAUAUGAUGCUUUUGUGAAGUUCACACAUGACCAACUGAUGCGACGAUUUGGAGAGCAACCUUCUAGUUAUGUAUCCUGAGGAAAGCCCCAGUGACAGCUGUGGGUGCCCCUUUGCUCUACGACUGCAGCGAACCGUUACGACGGAUUGUCACAAACAUUUACAGAGACGUUUGAUGUAGGAAUGGUAGCAGUGCCAUUGUUUCCCCUUUGGACACAGGCUGCUUGACGCUUCCUGUCAGUGAUGUAAAACAAAAAUCGCGGCUAGGGGCUUCCUGAAGUAACUGCGCAUACGGACAUUGCCCUUAAUUCCUACCAGUGGCCUGUGGCAUUAGCUGUAUUAAUAUUGUUCUUUAGCUCCUUAUUGAUUUCCUUUCCCCCCAUUCCAUUUUUUAUGUGUACCAUAGCAGUGUAGCAUAGUGUGGGUUUUUUUGGAGGUCAGUCUGUAAAGAAUGAUUGGGCUGAAGGCAAGUAGCUGCAGUCCCUGGCCUUGUCUUCUUUAGUGUCCCACAGGUCACAAUAAGCAUUUCUGCAUAGCAAGUCAUAUGGUGGACAAGUUACCUCCCCCGGUUAUUUAUUUUGAUCUUGUUCUUUUAAUUGCCCCUACAUGGACUUCAAUAAAAAAAAAAUAAAGUUACAUCAAGAACA
This is a messenger RNA of Paramormyrops kingsleyae, 1458 nucleotides long. Its product is annotated as akirin-2-like. Gene Ontology annotation, cellular component: nucleus; chromatin. Gene Ontology annotation, molecular function: transcription coregulator activity. NCBI's taxonomy places the organism in Eukaryota, Metazoa, Chordata, Actinopteri, Osteoglossiformes, Mormyridae. The record is from RefSeq and is a predicted model, not a curated record. Gene Ontology annotation, biological process: positive regulation of transcription by RNA polymerase II; positive regulation of innate immune response.